This is a messenger RNA of Eurytemora carolleeae, 748 nucleotides long. RefSeq lists its product as uncharacterized. The record is from RefSeq and is a predicted model, not a curated record. NCBI's taxonomy places the organism in Eukaryota, Metazoa, Arthropoda, Copepoda, Calanoida, Temoridae.
AUUAAAAAUAGAAUAUUUCAGAUAAAAAUGUCGGGGUGGGCAGCUCAGUUCCCACAAUGGCAAUAUGGAUAUACACAGCUACCCAAUUACACAAAUUUUGGUGCACCUGACGAAAGGUUUUACACACCCUCACCCCUCAGGGCCGGAUUCAUGGGCGGUAGAAGGGGUAGGGGAGGUAGGAGAGGAGGUGGUUUCAAACGUGGUGCCCCGCAAAUGAAGAAUUUUGUGGCCUGCGAAGUAAUGAAACCUCUUCAAGCUGCUUCCAAUACUGGAACAGCUUCCAGCAAUAUUGGAACCGCUCCCAAUAGCACUCUUAUUCAGGCUAAAGUAGAACCUGGUCAAGAAUCAUUGUCAACCAACCCAGGAUCUACACCUGACCAGAACACAACUGCAACAUCUACUCCUGACCAGAAUACAACUGCAGUCCUCAAUCCAAUGUUUUCAAAAACUGAACCAGCAGAAGGAAACCCAGUAAAAAAGUUAACAUGGAGUGGAAACAGAUAUCUGAGUCAGGGCCACCUCAUGCCAAAAUUUACGGAUUUGAAUUUAUUUGCGGGGAGUUUAUUACACAGGGAUUUGGACGGACGAAAAAAGAGGCGAAGGUUAAAGCUUCCGAUGAUAUGGUACCAAGAUUAAUGAAAUUGCCCCGAGUUCCUCACAACGUGAUGCAACGGUUCAUGGGACGCGGUAAUCGGCGUGGAAUGCACGGCCGAGGUGGCAGGUAAUUCCGAUUGAGAAAUAAUGUAUU